Messenger RNA from Fundulus heteroclitus (mummichog), 1426 nucleotides. Its product is annotated as 2-iminobutanoate/2-iminopropanoate deaminase. NCBI's taxonomy places the organism in Eukaryota, Metazoa, Chordata, Actinopteri, Cyprinodontiformes, Fundulidae. The transcript has 6 exons. Gene Ontology annotation, cellular component: cytosol. Bases 128 to 538 code for a protein of 136 amino acids. The record is from RefSeq and is a predicted model, not a curated record. Gene Ontology annotation, molecular function: deaminase activity.
GCCGAUAGCUGGUGUUAUACGGUAAAGAAGGUGCGACGUUCUCUUGGCAGCUGCUCGCCUCUCAGCUCCCCGUUAAACUGCAUGCUUUUCACUUUCCUGGUGUUGGGUCAGUGAUUACUGAGGGAAAAUGGCUGCACUGUUCAGGAGGAUCAUCAGCACAACCAAAGCUCCUGCUGCGAUCGGCCCAUACAGCCAAGCCGUGGUGGUUGAUCGGACCAUGUACAUCUCAGGGCAGCUGGGGAUGGAUCCUGCCAGUGGGCAGCUGGUGGAAGGUGGUGUUCAGGCGCAGACCAGACAGGCUCUUGUGAACAUGGGGGAAAUUCUUAAAGUUGCUGGCUGCAGCUAUGAGAACGUCGUGAAAACCACAGUGCUGUUAGCCGACAUGAACGAUUUUGUAAAAGUCAAUGAUGUUUACAAGCAGUUUUUCAGCAGCAGCUUCCCAGCCCGAGCUGCCUAUCAGGUGGCGGCUCUUCCCAGGGGCGGACUGGUGGAGAUCGAAGCGGUCGCUGUUUUGGGCCCUCUGAGCGAUGCUCCUUAACAAGCGCAUCAAUGAAACGAUGCAAACAACACAGUAGCAGUUUUUCACCCAGUAAAGCACAGAUUAAAUAGACACUAAGUACAACACCCUUACAUUUAUUGAGUCACCUGAAUCGUUUAUUUCAGUAGCUUCAUCUCACUCUGACAAUAUUUGCUACCGUGAGGUUUGGAGAUUUUGUUGCUCCCUUACCAUCGUCCUCUGUGUGCCUGAUGGUAAGCUCAACCCGGGUCCUUAACCAGUAGUUGCUAUCUUGUAGCUUAAUCCUGGCUUAUAAAGAUCAACGCUCAUUUGUCUUGCUAGAAUAAGAUGUUCUCUUGCCUUUCCCACAAGAGAUGUAGGCCUCUGAGUUGCCUAACACUAUGAUCUAAUUAAAACAAUAAAGUUGGCAUUAAAAAACUGUAGUUACAUUUAUUCUUAAAUGAUUUCCAGGAUGGAUCACUGGAUAAAUAAUAAUACAAAAAAACAGUUAAAACAAUAGUAUCUAAAUAAAAAGUUGGGUUUUGCUUAAAUAUUCAGUGGGACGUCAUAGUGCUGAUGUUUCAGGCUUUUCACACAGGCGCUUCCAAUGAAUGUUCAGACUCAUGUAUCUUGGUCCAAUAAAAAGGCCAGUGAGUGAUUUCUGGCUGUUUUAAUGCACUUGCUGCCGGCCCAGGCUUAAAGCGCUUUCUCCUCAUUAACAUUGAUGAGACGUGUUUAGAGACAGCGCUGGAUCUUCAAUCCCCCGCGGCUCCCCUUUCACUUACAAUAGUUGUUUAGCAUCCCGCCCUGUUUGUGCGGCUUAAAUUUCCCCAUCAGCCUCUGUUGUCACCAGCUAGACCCAUGACAUAAUGUAUAUCCUCAGUCAUUAUUGAUGAUGUAACUCAGCAAUAAAUGCUUGUAACUUUUCAA